AUGGCGUCUGCCGAUCUGGAUAAUAUUUUUACCCUAAUUGAGUCAUCGGAAAAAUUAGUCGAAGCUAAAAAAAGAGAAUUAGUCGACGUUAUUCAAAAAAGAAGUUUGUGCAACGAAAACCUCAGGAAGAUUAGACAAGAAAAUGCUGAAAAAGCUUCCAAAUUGAAAAGCUUGGAAUUAACAGAAAGGGCAAUAGAGGAUGAGAAAAAUGAAUUUUUUGUAUCUGUUGAGUCAUUUUUGUCCAAGUUUGAUAUAUCAGGUGAAGGAAUAAGAGUCCGGAGGAAAGAGUUAAAGGAAAAAUCAGUACAGAUGCAAGCUGAAAAAUCAAAAUUGAUUAUUGAAAUUGAUCAGUUAGAAACUGUUCAUGAGAAGGUACUUCACCUCAAAGAAUUGCAAGCCAAGUACGAAUUUAAAAUCAGUGAGACUAAAAGACUUGAAGCUCUAAAAGAUGAGUUAACAAAAUUUCCUGACAAUGACUCUGAUUUUAAAAGAAUAUCUAAUAACUUGAAAGCUUUGAGAGAGAAAGACAUCAAAGGAUUAUGUGAAAAUUUGGCAAAAGAUUUGGAAUGCUUGGAAUUGCAAUAUAAUCUCUACUAUCCAUUUUUAGGUGAUUAG
Helobdella robusta is the source of this 615-nucleotide messenger RNA. RefSeq lists its product as hypothetical. Gene Ontology annotation, cellular component: cytoplasm. The record is from RefSeq and is a predicted model, not a curated record. Bases 1 to 615 code for a protein of 204 amino acids. The transcript has 6 exons. NCBI's taxonomy places the organism in Eukaryota, Metazoa, Annelida, Clitellata, Rhynchobdellida, Glossiphoniidae.